CAAGGGAAACUUUCUGGUAAGAAUAUAGUCUUAUUGUUUUGACACAAUGGAAUGGACACCAAUAUUUCAGAGCCAAGCAUCGCCAUACACACAAGGAGACAACUGGCAGCUGCUGUUUGAUGACACUAUUGUAGAAGAUCAGACCGCAGGCUGGGAGCAGUACAUCAGGCGAACUGUUGCAAGCUUUAGAUGCAGUCUGUGUAAACGCACCUGGCCUUCCAACCGUGUGACGGUGCUCUUCCACUUUUACCUUGACAAUAACACUCAUCAGGGCACGGUCAAGGUGCGCCGCUACCGCCAAAACUGUAAGAGAUGCACAAAUGCACCAAUGGAGCAGCCGAGAGUGAGAGAUGAAAACGUUGCAAUCCUGAUGGAGAAUCUGGUGAAGAACAUCAGAAAGAAGUGCUACCAUGAGACCUUUGAUGAGGUGCCCAGAGAAUAUAUGGGUGUGGAAGUAGACAGCCCUCAUGAGCCUGCUCACUGUGAGGGCUGCAUCGCUGGAGUCUGUCUUAGAGAUCCCACCAUGCCUAAUGCAGCCAGAGGAAGCGGAUCUGGAAGACGAGGACAUAGAUAAUGAAGAUAGAUGACUCAUGGCUUUGGCUCAUGCGUGUGUUUGGGAGGUCAGCCCAUCUCUGUAUUAAAAGAAACCUGACCAGUCUGGUACAACCAGGUGCAGUAAACAGACUUUGCCCUCUUAAUCUUUGUUUUUUAUUACAUUACAAUAAUGUUUGAAGUGUUUGCAUUAAUUUCAGGGGGGAUUGAGGUUGGUUGUCACAUUUUUUAGGUUCAUUUGAAUAUAUCUUAAAAAUUAAAUUUCAAGAAAGUCUCAGGAAACAAAAUAGUCCACCAAUUGUUCUGUAUUCUGAACAGAACAGAACAUUUUCUCCUGCAACAGCCAACCCCAUGUCUAGGUUGUUUGUCACAAGUGAAAAAGGAAAGGAAAAAGUGUCACACACUGUAAUGCAAAAUGGCACACCUACACACACCCCCACACCCACACACACCCACACCCACACACACACACCUACACC
Messenger RNA from Periophthalmus magnuspinnatus, 1031 nucleotides. Its product is annotated as receptor-transporting protein 2-like. The transcript is spliced from 2 exons. Gene Ontology annotation, molecular function: olfactory receptor binding. NCBI's taxonomy places the organism in Eukaryota, Metazoa, Chordata, Actinopteri, Gobiiformes, Gobiidae. The record is from RefSeq and is a predicted model, not a curated record. Gene Ontology annotation, biological process: protein insertion into membrane; protein targeting to membrane. Bases 47 to 574 code for a protein of 175 amino acids.